Messenger RNA from Oncorhynchus nerka (sockeye salmon), 11834 nucleotides. Its product is annotated as casein kinase I. Bases 514 to 1926 code for a protein of 470 amino acids. Gene Ontology annotation, cellular component: plasma membrane; nucleus; cytoplasm. The transcript has 12 exons. Gene Ontology annotation, biological process: endocytosis; signal transduction; peptidyl-serine phosphorylation. The record is from RefSeq and is a predicted model, not a curated record. Gene Ontology annotation, molecular function: ATP binding; protein serine/threonine kinase activity. NCBI's taxonomy places the organism in Eukaryota, Metazoa, Chordata, Actinopteri, Salmoniformes, Salmonidae.
ACACUUCCGGGACCAUUUUUACAGAGACAGAAGAGGAAGCGAGACACUCCAUAUGUUUUUAUUCCGUUUAAAUUAACGUAAGUAUACAAGACCCCUCUGCUAUUGCAUUGGCGUCUACGGGAGACACCCUGUUAAACCGGAACUCACCGCUUUUUCCAAUGGUAAACAGCCGAAGUGAGCUAUCUUCGUUUAUGCACCAUCUUUGAUUUUUAUAUCAGUGGAGGCGAACUGAAGAGGGCUCUGGGAUGCUAACUGAAAACACCAAUUGACGUCGCUUCCUCGUUUCUGGCGUAAUCGCUACACGGAAAAUAAAUGACUAAAUGCAUCCAGGACCACAUUGAAAGAUACCUGUGAAAGCUCUCGCUCCCCCACCCCAAUGUCGAGGUCGCAGUGACGGGGCUGGGCAGAGGCAGAGCCCGGUGCCCCGGCCCCUUUGCCCAGCUGAGGAGCAGCCCCUGACAGGGAGCGCACCAUCUCCCUGUGCCUCGUGUCCUCUGGGCGGCAUUUUGAGCCAUGGAGCACCCACGGGAAAAAGAGGGUGAGCGACCGGCGCGCAGCAGCAAGGCGGGUCAGGGGCGCAGCGGGCACUCGCGCCCCUCUGGAUCAGGCUCCUCUGGCGUGCUCAUGGUUGGGCCCAACUUCCGUGUGGGCAAGAAGAUUGGUUGUGGUAACUUUGGAGAGCUGAAGCUAGGUAAAAACCUCUACACCAAUGAGUAUGUUGCAAUAAAAUUGGAACCAAUAAAGUCAAGGGCACCACAGCUGCAUUUGGAGUACCGGUUUUACAAAACAUUAGGCAGCACAGCGGAGGGUCUUCCUCAGGUCUUCUACUUUGGGCCGUGUGGGAAAUACAAUGCCAUGGUGUUAGAGCUGCUGGGCCCCAGUCUAGAAGACCUCUUUGACCUCUGUGACAGGACCUUCUCUCUCAAGACAGUCUUAAUGAUGGCUAUUCAGCUGCUCUCACGGAUGGAGUACGUCCACUCCAAGAACCUCAUCUACCGAGACGUGAAGCCAGAGAACUUCCUCAUCGGGCGGCAGGGGCACAAGCAGGAGCACAUCAUCCACAUCAUUGACUUUGGCCUGGCUAAAGAGUACAUCGAUCCCGAGACCAAAAAACACAUUCCUUACAGGGAGCACAAGAGUCUCACAGGGACCGCCCGCUACAUGUCUAUCAACACCCACUUGGGAAAAGAGCAAAGUCGACGGGAUGACCUGGAAGCCUUGGGCCACAUGUUCAUGUAUUUCCUACGAGGGAGUCUGCCGUGGCAAGGACUCAAGGCUGACACCCUGAAGGAGCGAUACCAGAAGAUUGGCGACACCAAGCGCAACACUCCCAUCGAGGUCCUCUGUGAAAGCUUUCCAGAAGAGAUGGCCACGUACCUGCGCUACGUGCGGCGGUUGGACUUCUUCGAGAAGCCCGACUACGAGUAUUUGAGGACUCUGUUCACCGAGCUGCUUGAGCGCAAAGGAUACCUUUUUGACUACACCUACGACUGGGAUGGCAGAGCGAUUCCUACUCCAGUGGGGUCUGUCAACGUGGACUCUGGUGCGUCUGCCAUCACGAGAGAGAGCCACGCUAACAGAGACAGGCCCUCUCAGCAACAACCCCUACGGAACCAGAUGGCAGCAUCAGACCGCAGAGGAGCAUGGGAUGCACAGCCCCACCGACAGACAAAUUCCUCCUACCUGAGCAGCUCCCACCUGGCUGCAGACAGGCAUGGGGGCUCUGUGCAGGUGGUAACCUCUACCAAUGGGGACCUGAAUGCAGACGACCCAAUGACGGCCCAUUCCAACGCACCUAUCACAGCGCAGGCCGAGGUGGAGGUGGUGGAAGAGGCCAAGUAUGUAUCUGGCACUUCGUCUUCUGUCGUAGCUAGCUCUCUCUCUGUCGUAGCUAGCUCUCUCUCCCUGUCUCUCUGUCCUAGCUAGCUGUCUCUCUCUCGUAGCUAGCUGUGUCUCUCUCGUAGCUAGCUGUCUCUCUCUCGUAGCUAGCUCUCUCUCUCUCUCUCUUUGUCGUAGCUAGCUCUCUCUCUCUCUGUCGUAGCUAGCUCUCUCUCUCUGUCGUAGCUAGCUCUCUCUCGCUCUCUCUCUCUCGGUCGUAGCUAGCUCUCUCUGUCGUAGCUAGCUCUCUCUCGCUCUCUCUCUCUCUCUCGGUCGUAGCUAGCUCUCUCUCUGUCUCACGUUCUCUCUCCAUCUCUCGCUUGGUCAUCUGUCUCUUUCAGUAGCACUUUGUUAUUAUUUGUAUUGGAAGACAAUUUACAACAGCAAGUGGUCAUUGGAGUCAUUUCUUUACUAUGACUUUUGCUCAAUCCAUGAGAUUGACUGAUUGUCCAAUCCCAACCUGUUUGAAGCUCAGUCAAAGAGGAUUUGAUCCAAGAAGUCAAACUGCUUGAGUCAGGAUCAAGUCCAAACAAGUUGUCUCUUGUGGCUGGAACCUGUUCGGACCGGAUGGGGUUUUGAUGGGGGAUCUCCUGAUAAACUGAUCAUCUGCAACAAAUCCAAAUUUGAUUCCGUUAGUUUCAAUUACAAUAUGAGGGGAAAAGUUAUGAAGAUUAUCUGAAUUAUUUUAUUAAAAUGUUCUGAAAAUAUACCAACUAGCUAAAACAAAAACUUUCAAAAUAAAAAGCCACAUCCUUGUUUAGUAAGAAUCUGUUCUACCUGUGCAAUCAUCAUUUCAAAAUAGUGAAUAAGUACCAUAUACCUAACUUCACAUUCAAUGUCAUCUAGUAGAUUUACAGAUGAUAUCCCUAUUCUGAUUAUUCCCUAUGAUUGUCCUUUCCUCCAUUGCCCAGACACAGUUUUGUCUGUUACCCGUGUGUAUGUAUGUGCAUGCAGUUCUACAUUUCAGAAGGACUAUCUUGAGUUGUUGUCCCUCUCUUUCUCUCUCUGUACAGUAUUAAUAUGUCUUUUCUCCUCACACUCUGUAGCUGCGUGAAAAUGCUCAACCUGUGGUGAGUCUCCGCUCCCAUGCACAUCAGCCAUUCAAAAGGGAGUGGACCAGACUAGCACCAGACAACAUAUCCAGCACUGUGUUGGUUUCUUGGCUUCACCCCUUCCAUUAAACAAAUUACUAUGUUACUUUCCUAUUGGGUUUUAGGCCUCUCACAUGAUGUGAUUUAAUAUCCUUUUCACACUACUGAGAGGAGCUGAAGGAUGGUUAUGUAGCUCAAAUGUAAAGCUUUUGAGAGUUUGUUGAGUGAACUGGAAAGACGAAUGCCUGGGCCACACAAAGAUUUUGUUUUCUGUCAAGAACGGAUUUGCGAAUGGCGUUCUUACAGGGCACGCAAAGAAUUAGAAGGUUGGUUCUACAGUUAUUAACCUGCGUCCUUGUACAAUCUAAUUGCAGAACUUGACAAAUGUUUUUGGGCCAGCUGGGUAGCAUACAGAGUCUGGGUGUAUUCCCUCCCCAUUGAAUGUUUGCUUUCUUCUUCACCGUCACACUCUCACACUCAUUCUUAUACCUGUUAAAUGUUCAACGUCCAUUCUUUAUUACCUCUAACCCGUACGUGUCACUUUUGGGUUUGUUUACAAGCUGACAUUUUGAAUAUUUUAAGUUGUGAAUUGAGUGCAACAUGAGUCUUAAGGGAUAAUAGUGAGAGAUACACACGGAGUAUACCAAACAUUGAGGACACCUGUUAUUUCCAUGACCGACUGACCAGGUGAAAGCUAUGGUAGUCACUUGCUAAAUCCAACUCUAUCAGUGUAGAUGAUUGGGAGGAGACAAGUUCAAGAAUGAUUUUUAAGCCUUGAGACAAUUGAUACAUGGAUUGUGUGUGCGCCAUUCAGAGGGUGAAUGGGCAAGACAAAACAUUUACACUAAGUGCCUUUGAACGGUGUAUGGUAGAAGGUGCCAGGCGCACUGGUUUUUGUCAAGAACUGCAACGCUGCUGGGCUUUUCAUGCUCAACAGUUUCCCGUUUGUAUCAAGAUUGGUCCACCACCCAAAGGACAUCCAGACAACUUGACACAACUGUGGGAAACAUUAGUGUCAACAUGGGCCAGCAUCACAGUGGAAUGCUUUCGAUACCUUGUAGUCCGUGCCCUGACGAAUUGAGGAUGUUCUGAGGGCACAGCCUCAAUUCUUUAGGUGUUCCUACUGUUUGGUAUAUUCAGUGUAGAUUGUCAAGUAACUGUCCUUCCUUUUCUCCCUCUUCUCAUUCCUUUCCUCUCAGGUGCUGUUGCUUCUUCAAGCGAAAACGGAAGAAGAACACUCCACGGCAGAAAUGAGCUCCUGCAACUCUGUCCGAUGUCACUGAGCGGGUUUGGUUUUAAGGAAACUAAUUAAGGGGCAUUUCCAGUUGUAGUUGGGAGAGAGACUUUUUAUUACGAGAGAUAUGCGAUUCUUAAUGACCCGGACCUACUGAAUGACCUUCGCCACAGAGACCUUUCUUUGAUAAUUUGACCACUGACACUCCCUCUGGAUACCGGAGAACAUCUCUUAAUCUUCCUCAGUUUUUUUUCUUCCCUUUUGCUCAAGUGGAGAUCAAAGUCAAAUAUCCCUCCCUCUCUUUGAGGGAGUGAGGAGACCAGUCUUGCAGUCUAUAGACCCCAUAUUUUUUCUGUCUCACGUCUCUCUCUUGCGCUCUCUCUCCCCAUUCACCAAACACUCUCACAUCCCCAGUAAAAGCAGGUCUUAAGCUGUCCCUAAUUGUUUGCUUUUUGUUCAUGCAUAUUUAUGUCUGUACAUAUGUGUGGAUGUAUGAAUGUGUCCUAAUGGUUAAUUGAUUCAUAUGCCACCCAGCCCCUCCCACUUAGCUCUGUUUGACUGUCUUGGAAGUAUAGGCGAUAUUAGGGCAAUUCCACAUCAGGACAGCCUGAAAAUAUUUUGGGAGUAUCAAAUUGUUCUUGCAAUUCUCACAUAGAAAGUUCAUUGGAAGGAAGAAUGUUUGACAUGCUUUUUACAUUUGUAUCACAUUUUUCUUCUAUCAUAAUGAAAGUGGUUUUCUGGUACUUUGGAAGAUACAGUAUGACCCAUUUUAUACAUAGAUGUUGACAUUAUAGGUCAUUAACCAAUCACAUCCCUCCUUUAGAAUGGCACAUUUAGCAAUUCACCAGCAGAGGGAGUUCCCUUUUUUUAAUCCAUUUUCCCAUUCAACUGUGUUGGUGGUGCUUAUAAAAGCCUACUCUGGAAAUGUGAUGUACUUGUAGAGUAUAUAUAUUGUUUCAAACAAUGUCCUAAAAUGAGCUAAUCUAAAAUUGUAUUUCAGAAUGUAGACAUAGUCCAUAUGUUAGAGCACACUAUAAGGAGUAUAAUGACACCAAGAUGUUCUGUGUCAUGUAUGGUGCAUGGAUCAUAAGAUCUUACAGGAGGCAUGUAUAGGUCUAAAAAGGGCCUAAAAUUGCUACUUACAUCAUGAUUAUCAAAAAAAAAAAAGCAUGUCAAACAUCCUUCCUUCAAAUGAAGUUUCUAAAUGAGAAUUUCCAUAGCAAUCCAAGUGUCCCAAAAAUAUUUUCGGGCUGUCUUGGCACAGAAUGGCCCAUUUAUAAAUAAUACUACAAAGUCCUAAAGUAACCUCUUGCUCCAAGCCGAGACACCGCUUCAUGUCCCCUCAUAGAUCUGCAAAGACGUGACCGGUGUAAGCAGUAUGUUAAUAGUUCCACUUUUGCUUCUGGUUGGCUAAGUGAAGUUUCCACCACAUUGCUCAACACACAUCCAGUUCUUUCACAUCUAUAAGGGUUUAUUUGGGAUUGGGCAUAAGUAGUCAAAGCAGAAAGAAAAGGUAGAAAAGGAGGGAACAGCGAAAGACCAGCACGUUCCUAAUGCAUCCCUGCCAGGGAAAUAAACCUGCUUGUACUAUUCACCUCACAAGUCACUUACUACAUUUGCUUGGUACCUCCAUAUUUGUAUUAAAAACUACUAAAAGUGCUAAUUAGAAGGAUAAGCAAGAAAAAUGUAAGACAGCAGUUGGUGAGUGACCAAAGGGAUGUGUGUGGAAAGAGGACCAGUUGUUACCAGAUUGGGAUUUAUUUCUGAAAAUGAUUUGAAUUCUAGAUCCCUGUGUUUGAUGCACUGUUCAUUAUAGCAAAUGCACAUCAUUGCUUGUAACCACUCACUCCUUUUCAACUUCAGGCCUUGGUCUAUUGUACAUUUUUGGGGGAGACAAUCUAUCGACAAUAGAUCAGUUACGAGUUGCAUUUUGCAUUGCUUUAGUUAACAUUGCACGUACCCCUAAACUGGUCCCUGUUAUCCACAAACACUUAGAUUUCUCUGUGUGGAUGAAGGAAAAGUUGCUUCCAAAUGCUGAUCUAAGGUCAGUUUAGCUUUUUUACCUCCUAAUAUUUAAGGCUAGGAUUGGGAUAGAAUGAACUGAUCCCAGAUGUGUACUUCGGGGCAGCUUCUACCGCCAGUCUGUCUGUAUACAGAAUCUUGGAUAAGGAGAACAGACUUAGCUCUCCCAUUGAUUUAGAUGCUACUGCUCCCUCUUCUGGCCUUAACAUGGAAUGCCUUAAUCAGAUCACCUCUCAUUAGAGCCUAUCAGGAUAGGUGUCUGGUCACUGCAACAACAUACCAGCCAAUAAGAAGACAUGCAUGUUGACGAGUCUGAUUCCAAAAAACCGGCUGUUCUCAACUCCAAUCCUGGGGUACCAUCUGGUGUUGCACAUUUAUGUUCUAGCCCUGCCCUAACACACCUGAGUCACUAAGUUAAAGCUUCAAUGCAGCCUUUUUUACAUGUAUUUUUAUCUCCAUAUCAAAUUCGUUCUGGGUAACAAUUAAGUACCUUACUGGCAUUGUUUUAAAUUUAAAAUGGUCAAAAUGAAAGACUUAACAAAGAGCAAUUUCUCAAGCUAUUUUUUUGCUCUGACUGUCAGUGAUCUGAGUGGGGAGGGGAUAACUGUAAACGAGCUGUUAUUGGCAGAGUGGUGAAUUUCACAGUAUUGUUCCAACCUCAUAGUGUGGAAAUGUAUAUAAAACACAGAAGAAUCAUGUUUUUGACUGCACUGGGCCUUUAAGUAUUUGAAUCAUGCCUGUUAGUGCUGGGCCUGAAACAAAAAAGCUGCAGUGCUGCGGUGUGGACCUUCAAGACCUGGACUUAAAGCCCCCCAUGCAGUCUUUACUAUUUAAUUUUAAAUCAUCACUGUGUCUAAUAAAUCACUGUUUAUUUCAUGAAAAUAACAAAUAUAUUUUUGAUCAUUUAAUACCCUGAGCCUUCUUUGGCCCUUGAAAUGCUGUCUGACCAUGUGGGCGUUAGGAAAUACGUUUGAAGAUACACAGCCAUAAUUCCGUUUACAAUAACCCGAAAAAUAUUGAGUCCCGGUUAUGUGAAACCAGGAUAAGAUACUUGAGAUAUGCUGAUCUUAGACGGGAUACUGUGGCAUGUAAACAUCUCAUCACUGUUGACUGUUGUUUUUUGCAGUCUGCACAGGCUCAGUUGCGCAUAUCAUUGGUGUUGUGUGAUGUUUUCAUCAGUCAAACAAAUCACUCCAAAGAGAGGGCGAUUUUGCGCUGUUCGAUCCAUCAUAAUUCCAUAAUAAUUGAUUUUGCUGAUACUCUGUACUGGACUGUAUAGCAUGCUGGCUACUUUCACCCCUAAUUUAGACACUUCUGCUUAUAAUUUCCGACAUUUGGUAGGUCGAAUCAUUUCGGACAUUUGGUAGGCCAUUUCUUUGUCAACUAUAGUUAGAUACAUGCAUAUUUUCUUCUGUCAUAACUUGUUGCCAUAGAAUACUAAAUAAAGUAGUGCUCACCAGAAUGUCUUACAUCGAUAGAAUGAAUGCAUUACACAGGAGGUUGGUGUCACCUUAAUUGGGGAGGAUGGGCUCGUGGUCAUGACUGGAACGGUAUAAGUGUCAAAAACAUGGUUUGAUGCAAUUCCAUUCGCUCCGUUUCAGCCAUUAUUAUGAGCCGUCCUCCCCUCAGCAGCUUUGACUGCUGCAUUCGUAAUCUUGUUAACACCAGUAAAGUUGUCUGUUUCGUUUAGGGACCGGGAGAAAACGCAAUAACUCCAAAACAGUGGAAAGAUUGGCCUUGAGCAAAAUGACCAAUGUCAUCAGUUUGACCGGUUUAAAGGAAAUGAAAAGCAGAGAACUAUGAAACAUUUCUGUUAAGACUUCAGUUCUUCUUGGGUGCAUAUUUUAUGUGCUUGAAAUACUGUAUUCUGGCAUAACGGUGUCAAAGAUAACACAUUACAAUCGCCAAAGCAUUUUCUCAAGAGAUGCUGAUAGAAAGAAAUCAUAUUUCUCCACUCCUGUUCCCGAGACAAAAUUAUAAUUUGUUGUAUCAUAGUACUGCAAGAAAUCCAUAAUUCUGCAGGAGUUAAUAUUAUAUUAUGCUACAUGUGAGAUGUUAUAGGCCUACAGUAAGUAUUUCAGUUACUUUCCCAUUUAACCCAUAUUAACUAUAAUGACUAAUAUUCUGUUUAUACUCAUGAACGGGAUAUCGAAGGUGCAUGUAAACAGCAUAUCCCGAAUAAGAAUUUAAGCGGAAUAUGAGCUACUGUCCGGAAUACUGUGCGCAUGUAAACGUGGUCACUAUUUAGCCUGUGGAAAUGGUCGCAUUUUGUGAGAUGAUACUGUGGUGUGUCUCAAUUUAAAUCAAUAUUAGCGCAGACAUCGUUGAGAAAGCAGAAUUUGAAUAUUUAAAAUAUAGGAACCUCCUUUGUGUCCUAUGUAAUGUCAUCGGAGUGAAAGGAAGUGAAUGGCCUCUGCAGUCAAAACAUUUGAGGUUGUGAAAUGCUGAACUUGAGAAUGAUAUUCAACCCACCCCAGUGUUGACCCCUGAAUGGUUAUCUUGUCUGUUUCGAUAUAUUGUUUUGUUGUUAAUGUGAACAAAAAAUGUAUAAUGUACUGUAAUUUUACAAAAUGUAAUCAUUGAAUGACCUUGCUUUUUGGUGGGGGAAGGUGUUUAAACAGUGAUUGAGUGCACUACUUCUGCACCUACUGUUGUCUGUAGUUAGGAUUCCGGUCUCGUUCUCUACCAUCUCGAUCGGGUGUGUCAAACUCAUUCCAUGGAGUUGGACUAGUGUCUGCUGGUUUUUUUAAAUUUUUAUUUCAAUUAAGCCCUAGGCAACCAGAUGAGGGGAGUUCCUUAUUAAUUAGUGACCUUAAUUCAUCACUCAAGUACAAAGAGGAGCAAAAACCCGCAGACGCUUGGCCCUCCGUGGGAUGAGUUUGACACGUGAUCUAGGUACUAUCCACUUUCAUUUGUGUGUUAUGGAAAUGGUGGAAAGAACUCGUGGCCUUGAGGCAAGGCUGGGGGAAUUGUCAAUUUCCUUAUAUGCUUCUAUUGAAUAACUCCCUUGUACACAGACACACAGGCGUGAAACCCAAGCACAGUGUUCAUUAUUUUUACUUUUUUGUCUUUUGGCAGGAUCCCAAGUUAACACUGACUAAUGCCCCCUGGUGUGCAGGAGGACUUUUGUCUUUCCUAUGAUGACACAUUUAUCUUUGGCAUGUCCACUCCCUAGCUGCCUUUUAUGGAUGGACAAACAAAUGUUCUGUAUAUUUUUGAGUAACAGAGUUUUUGUGUGCUGUGUGUGGAUUUAAGUUAUUUCAAAUGUACUUGAAUGGAAAGAUAUGGGACGAGUCUUAGUGGAAUGUCAGGAUUUACUCAGAUGCCAUUGUCGGACUAAAUUAUGUGCGUAUGAGCAAUGUUCUUUAUGCAUGGAUUGGUCAAUUGAUUGAUUGAUUUACCCACAUGUCAUUGAGGCUUUUAGACAUCAAUGCUGACCACAGCAGGCUAAUUGUGUAGUGGGUAAAAGUCCAGGCUUAGGCUGUUGUCAUGUAUCUCUCGCUCUAUCUUCCUUUUGCUCUCAUUCAACUCUUUGUUGAGGACUUCCUCCCUUCCUUGAAGUAAUUACUGAUCUAACCAGAGGAGGCUGGGGUUCUAUAGGAGGAUGGGCUCAUUGUUAAUGGCUGGAAUGGAAUAUAUGGAACAGCAUGUUUGACUCCGUUCCAUGUAUUCCAUUCCAGCCAUUAACAAUGAGCCUGUCCUCCUCUGGUUAGAUCAGUAAUGAUUUGACAGGUGAAAGUGAUGACUUUUCCCUCAUGGCUUUCACCUGUCCAGUCAUAUCUAAUUAGUGAUUGCUUAAAUGACAGGGAGAAAGGACAGUGUUCGUACCAGGACUUUUGACUUGCUAUGAGGCUGGUGCAGCACGGAGGUGCUGACCCUAGGGUUUCUUGAAAGGACAGAGGACUUCCACUGACCUCCACACGCCCCUGGUGGCAGUAUAUAUUUGCCCAUACAGCUGUCUGAUCCCACUGUGGGUCAUUUUGAAGCCUUACAUUCCCAUUGCUCCAUGACAUGUUAACAUAACCCCCUCCAAUGGCAGGGUUUGUUUGAGAUGUCACUCACUGUAUUGGGAUAAUCUAUGGAUAGAUGUAUACCUCAGAGAAAAGCCAUUUCUGACUCUCUCACCACACACAUGCACAUUCUCAUUCCCUUUCUCCUUUUUGCUCUCUCACUCAGUCUUUGCUCCCCAGUGCCAGCUUGUUGACCUCUGGUGCCAAGGGCGCUGAAAUGUUAGCGUGUUGUAGACAUGAGCCCUAUUCUCUGCUCUUAAGAUGGUGUCAUUUUAGACCCAUUUGGUGGGUUAGCUGGAUCAUUGCAAGUGAUUUUGAAAAGCCAUUCAAAAUAAAAAUAAUUUGCCAUGUUAUGCUUGUGUGACAACCAUACCAUCUCAGAAUUUGUGUAGUGAAAUAUUAUUUUGCUUUGGCGCAUUUAGGUGACAUGAGGCUUCUACUAUAGUAAUAUUGCUUAUGAUUACAGAUGAUUUGCUUCUUUCAUUAAGUAUUCUAGGCCUGCUUGUUUUGCUUGAUCCCAACCACCAAAGUUAUUGUUUUGUCAUCCCUGUUUUCUUAUUAUUGUUCAUUUUUAUUAAGGAAACCACUUUAUCAAUAUAUGUUUUGCCAACUUUUGUGUAACAUGUACAUAUGAGAAGUCCUCUCUAAAUUAUUUAGUUGCUGCAGAGGGGGCAUGGCUUUUUACCCUCCAUCAGCAACCAGAAGAUGACACUGAGUCAGAUGGCUUUGGCUGGUUGUAUCCUCAUGCCUUCUGCAUACUGCAUAAAGGGGUAGAUUUCAUUCUAUCGGAGGUCUUUUCAUUGGUUUUAAGCACAAAGUUAUUGUAUUGGUAUACUUUGUGUACUUUUAAAUAAUACUGUCCUGCUUAAAUGAGCAAGGCCCACCAGGGCCUUAAUGACCAUUUUUCAUUCUUACUGUCAUUCCAGAUCAUCUCUGCACUUUCUCAGUGUUUGAGGGACCAUUUAUCAACAGUUGCUUGCAUUUGUCUACAGAACUGUGUAGGGUGCAAGCUGCAAAUACUGCUCAAGUGAAGACUUCCUGACAUUACCUUCAGUUGCUUAUAUACUGUAGACCUCCAGUGGUUAGAGACAAGACUGCAAUAUUGUACUGAUUAUUUUUAAUUGUAAAUUAUGUGAAGUUUAUUUUGUUUUUAUGUUCAAAUUGGAGUCUAUUUUCUCAGCCUGGUUUUCUUUUCACCCUCUUCAAAGCUGUGGAACGCAAACUUGUACAGUGCUAUGAGAGCUUAUGUCUCGUGUUCUCUGGUAAUGGUUUCAAAGCUAUGAAUAUAAGAAUCAAGUCUUAAAAUUGUAUUGUGUAUAUUGUGUUGAAACAUGAAUGUUACUUCAAAAUGUAUUUGAACGCUUUAACCAACCUAGUUAAGGGCUCCUAUCCUGAAAAACCCCUCGUGUUUUUUUUUCAGGUUUUUGAAUUCCUUUUUUUGGGGGGGGGGUUGGACUGUCAUAUUAUGCCUACUUCCCAGAGGCCUCUAGUGAAACAUGUCAUGGGACCUUUCCAAAAUUUCACUACACUACUUCAAAAUAACUCAACUCAAGUUUGCACCCAUUUUUUAUGUAAAAUAAAAAUCUCUCUUAACCUUUA